UGCAUGAGGUCUUCCUACAGCAGCCGCAGUAGCCGGGAUGUAGCGGCCAUGAAUCGCUACAUGACUCUGGGUCCGCUCGGAGACGGCACCUACGGAUCCGUGGUGCUCGGCCAGCGACUGGACACGGGCGAGAAGGUGGCCAUCAAGCGGAUGAAGAAGAAGUACUACUCGUGGGAAGAGUGCAUGAACCUGCGAGAAGUAAAGUCUUUGCAGAAGCUGAGCCACGCCAACCUGGUCAAGCUGAAGGAGGUGGUGCGCGAGGACAACACGCUGUACUUCGUGUUCGAGUACAUGCGCGAGAACCUGUACCAGCUGAUCCGGGAGAGGGACGCGCCGUUCCCGGACGCCGCCGUCCGGGCCAUCGUGCAGCAGGUGCUGCGGGGCCUGGCCUUCAUGCACAAGCACGGCUUCUUCCAUCGCGAUAUCAAGCCCGAGAACUUGCUCUGCAUGGGACCGCAGCUGGUCAAGAUCGCCGACUUCGGGCUGGCGCGAGAGAUCCGGUCGCAGCCACCUUACACAGACUACGUGUCCACGAGAUGGUACCGGGCCCCCGAGGUUCUCCUUCGCUCGACGACGUACAGCUCCCCGAUUGACCUGUGGGCCGUGGGCUGCAUCAUCGCCGAGCUGUACACGCUGCAGCCGCUGUUCCCCGGUCGCAACGAGGUGGACCAGCUGUUCCGCAUAUGCGCCGUGCUGGGCACGCCGGACCAGCGCGAGUGGCCCGAGGGACACCAGCUGGCCGCGGCGUUGCAGCUGCGCUGGCCGCACUUCCCGCAGGGCUCGCUGGCCGCCGUGGUUCCCACCGCCAGCCGGGAGGCGCACGUCCUCAUGCGAGACCUGCUGCGCUGGAACCCGGCGAGGAGACCCACCGCGCUUCUGCUAGACACCAUCAAGAUUUCCUCCUUCUUCUCCUUUUCUCAUGGCAGACACCCAAUGCAGAACUCAAGCUAUAAAGUCGUUCUGCCACGUCUUCCAACCAGUAACGAUGUUUUGAAUUCCGUUUUCCUUCAUGCCGACUUGAGUGGUAGGCCGUACCUUGCCCCAGACUUCUGCGACGCGCUGCUAAAAGUGGUGAGCACAGCGGACAUUAUUGGAGUUGGCCAGUAUCAAAUGAGCCAUGUAUGGAUGGUUACGUGUGCAAGCAGCAUGGCGAAACAGAAACUCGUCACUUGUGGUGAGCUCCGUGUAAAAGGGCUGAAGUGCAUGGUGCUAGAUCCGGAGACCAAGAAUAUUAGGCUGAAACUACUUUGGCUUCCGCCUCAUCUUGAAUCGCGACGUGUUGAAGAGGCGUUCCAAGCUUACGGCGUUGUGAAGUCCGUUGAAAGAGAGGCAUGGAGAUGUGCAGGAAUGGAACAAUGGAUGACAACAAAUAGAGACGUUGCCUUGGAGCUCAAGGACACUAUCACUGUGAGCUCAAUACCAUACCUUAUGUCAAUCUAUGGCCACCAAUGCCUCGUACUUAUUCCCGGUAGGCCUCCACUGUGUCUUCGGUGCAAGCGAGUGGGGCAUGUACGACGACAGUGCAAAACACCGAGGUGCUUGCAAUGCCAGCGUUUUGGUCACUUGUCGGAUACCUGCAUGUCGACUUAUGCCAACAAACUCCGUUCUGGCCAAGGCACAGAAGACCAACGUCUCGAUCAUUUUAUGGAUGUCACUGAGGUAGUUGAUGCGACAGGAGAAGCAGCGGGAGGAGCAGAAGGUGCCUUAAAGGAAGCGGAACACUUGUCCAUGGAUACCCUUGGCACGCAAAAUAACACCGCUAAUGACGCCAGAUAAAGCAUAAAUGAAUGCAAUGCUGCUGACGAACACCACUUGGAAGGCCUUAAGGACAAAACUCCUGACAAUGAGG
Molecule: messenger RNA, 1849 nt
Organism: Rhipicephalus microplus (southern cattle tick)
Lineage: Eukaryota; Metazoa; Arthropoda; Arachnida; Ixodida; Ixodidae
Product: serine/threonine-protein kinase ICK
Biological process (GO): protein phosphorylation
Molecular function (GO): protein kinase activity; ATP binding
Source: RefSeq, a predicted model, not a curated record